GCCAAGUUCGCGAACCCGAAGGUCGAGGACGUGGAUCGCGUCUUCGUCGUCAGUUUCUACAGGAUGGACGACCAGCUGUCCAUCCACGAGCCGCCGCAGCGCAACAUGGGCAUCAUGACUGGCAAGUUCCUGGAGAAGGGCGUGCACAUGAACCAGAAGACGGGCCAGCUGUUCACGCCCGAGGUGCUCUCGUGCCUCGCGCCGGCACGCCAGAGUCGUGCAGAACUGGUACAAGCAAUUGUCACGGCCGCCAAGGCCAGCGGUGGUGCGUUCUGGGUGCGUUCGCUGGAUGAGUACCUGUUUGAGCUGUUCUGCUGA
This is a messenger RNA of Prorocentrum cordatum, 318 nucleotides long. Lineage: Eukaryota; Dinophyceae; Prorocentrales; Prorocentraceae. The record is from the annotation of a GenBank genome assembly.